This is a messenger RNA of Eruca vesicaria subsp. sativa (arugula), 294 nucleotides long. The record is from the annotation of a GenBank genome assembly. NCBI's taxonomy places the organism in Eukaryota, Viridiplantae, Streptophyta, Magnoliopsida, Brassicales, Brassicaceae.
AUGCCCAUAGCGAAACCACACUUGGAGAGAGUACAAGUCGUCUUAGAGCCAUAUACCAAAAACGCAAGGCAUGGCUUUAAAAAGUUGGCUGAGUCCACCAAAGUCUACCAUCAGCAUGUAUGUAUAGACUAUGAUUCCUGUUAUCUUUUUGAAUUCAAUAUUAAUAAGCUCGCUCUGUUGAAAACCAAGGCUCAAGCAAUGCUGAAGAACAAUGAGAUCACCAAACCGGUUGCUACCAUGGAUUUAGCUUGGGUUAGGAGCCCUUUUUGCACUUCCAACAGGCCACAGUUUUGA